Molecule: messenger RNA, 2752 nt
Organism: Pelmatolapia mariae (spotted tilapia)
Lineage: Eukaryota; Metazoa; Chordata; Actinopteri; Cichliformes; Cichlidae
Gene: meis2b
Product: Meis homeobox 2b
Exons: 13
Coding region: 345-1502 (385 amino acids)
Biological process (GO): brain development; animal organ morphogenesis; positive regulation of transcription by RNA polymerase II
Molecular function (GO): DNA-binding transcription activator activity, RNA polymerase II-specific; RNA polymerase II cis-regulatory region sequence-specific DNA binding
Source: RefSeq, a predicted model, not a curated record
GGUCCGUCAGCGCCGUGUUCUAAAGCGGAGUGGACCUGCGGACAGUGAGCGUGUUGGCGCGCAGAGGCGUGGGCACAAGGACGCAGUGAGACCAGAGAUCGGCGCAUUCCCGCGACAGGCACAGCAAAACUGGGAACAGCAUCACAGUCGCAGAUCUGACAAAGCGGCACCACGGGAACGUGUCAGUGCGCGCGAGGACGUGUGCCGUCUUACUCUCAUUAACUCCGGACUCCAUGCUACAAAAAAGGACACGGUUGCAGUUCCCUCGUGGAUUCAAAAGUUUACAACUUAACUAGUUAUCCGCUCCAGGCUCCUGUGUACACGCGUGGUGACUGCGCACGGACAUGGCGCAAAGGUAUGAUGAGCUGACUCAUUACGGAGGCGCGAUGGACGGAGUCCCCAGCUCCAUGUACGGAGACCCGCACGCACCCCGGCCCCUACCGCAGCUCCACCACCUGAGUCAUGGGGCUCCCCCACACCCGACGCAACACUACGGAGUCCACGCUCCGCACAACAUCAUGGGCAGCUCCGUCAGCGACGCACUCAAGAGAGACAAGGACCAAAUCUACGGCCACCCUUUAUUCCCUCUGCUGGCUCUGGUGUUCGAAAAGUGCGAGCUGGCGACCUGCACGCCCCGAGAACCCGGUGUGGCGGGAGGAGACGUCUGCUCCUCAGAUUCCUUCAACGAAGACAUCGCUGUGUUCGCAAAGCAGAUCCGCGCAGAGAAACCUCUGUUCUCGUCUAACCCAGAGCUGGAUAACCUGAUGAUUCAAGCCAUUCAAGUCCUGCGGUUUCAUCUGCUGGAAUUAGAAAAGGUCCAUGAGCUCUGUGAUAACUUCUGCCACCGCUACAUCAGCUGCCUGAAAGGAAAGAUGCCCAUCGAUCUGGUCAUCGAGGAGAGGGACGUCUGCAAGUCGGACUUUGACGACCUUUCAGGAUCCUCCACUAAUCUCGCAGAUCAUAACCCAGCGUCCUGGAGAGACAUGGAUGAUUCCCAUUCCACUCCCUCUGUGGGUACUCCAGGACCAUCCAGCGGGGGACACGUUUCCCAGAGCGGAGACAACACCAGCGAACUUGGUGACGGCCUUGACAACAGCUUGGCAUCACCAGGCACAGGAGAUGAGGAUGACCAAGACAAGAAGAGACAGAAGAAACGAGGCAUCUUCCCCAAAGUGGCGACAAACAUAAUGAGAGCGUGGCUAUUCCAGCACCUUACACACCCAUACCCAUCAGAGGAACAGAAAAAGCAGCUAGCACAGGACACAGGUCUCACCAUUCUUCAAGUGAACAACUGGUUUAUCAAUGCAAGGAGGAGAAUAGUCCAGCCUAUGAUUGACCAGUCGAACAGAGCAGUAAGUCAGGGUACAGCUUACAGUCCAGAUGGCCAGCCAAUGGGAGGCUUUGUUCUUGAUGGGCAGCAGCACAUGAAUCUUCGACCUGGUGGGCCGAUGGGUAACAUGGGCAUGAAUAUGGGGAUGGAUGGGCAGUGGCACUACAUGUAAAUUCACUCCACUGAGGCAAGCCUGAACAACAGGGUGAAGCCUUCAUGGUUGGCUCAGGGAUCUCCUUCUGGCUGCACAGAUCAGUUGACAAGUCACACUUCUGACCGUACAUCUACCUGACAGUACCACUCCCACGUCCUGCGUGCGCCUGUGGAGGAUCACCACGGAAGCGUGUCAUCAACUCAGCCCACAGAUUUUCGAUGUGAGCUGAGGAGCUUUGCGUCUGCACAGGAAAUUAGAAGAGCAAUGACUAUAGAGAGGAAGAACCAAACAUAUCCUCUGUUUCAUUUUAAAUUAUUUAUUUAUUUUUCUACAAAGACAGACUUCUUUGUUUUUCCUGCCCACCCUCCCCUCCCCAACACACACACCCCUACCUUUUGACCACCUCUUGUACAACGAAAACCACACACACACACACACACACACACACACACACACACACACACACACACACACACACACACACACACACACACCUUGAUGAGAAAAAACCCAUAUGUUUCUAAAACGAUGGGAACUCGAUUGUGCUGUAGAGAUUUGUGCUCUUUGUUUGGCUCUUUCAGUCCUUAUUCGCGCUUGUGAUCUGUUAGAUGUUAGACUGCAGCUCUUCUCACUGACACGUUUUGUAGCCAAGCUAAAAGCAAGAUUUUGUAAGAAAACUGUGUGAUUGUUUGUUUCUGCAUUUCUUUCUUCUGUUUGACAUCUCACAGUUUUUAGACUCCUGGAUGGAAGGAUCUGGAUGAGGGAAUAUGAGUUGAUGGUUGUGAGUUGAAUUCCUGACAAUGUUUAAAAUCAUUUUGUAGCACCAAAUCACGGACAACAAAUCUGCACUAAAACUAAAUAAAGACUUUACGGAGGAAAGCAAAAACGAGCACGGAGCAGAGCUUUGUGUUUUACUUGAACAGCGGGCCUAAGGAGAAAGCAGCUGAGGCCGCAGCAGCGGUUGGUGGAGCAGGUCACGUAUCCGUGGUUCGAUACGAGACGAAAUUGCAGUUGUCUCGUAUUAUUCGAUUGAUGGCGGCAGAGAUGAUGGAUGGGCGAUUUCAAGAAAAUCUGAAACAAGGCGGAAGCUCCAGCUUUCACUCCAAUAUGACUUCUGUGGCUGCUGCUCUGGGUGUAUGUGUGUGUGAUAACAGUCAUUAUUAGCAGGACAAUAUCAUUAAAUUAAGCACAUAUGGGAUAAUAAAUAAAUACAUUAAUGCAGCGAACAGCUCGUUUAUCACUGCCAGCCUGCACCGAUUAUCUGCGCU